This is a messenger RNA of Spodoptera frugiperda (fall armyworm), 16263 nucleotides long. RefSeq names its product intermembrane lipid transfer protein VPS13B (gene Vps13B). The coding region runs from base 210 to 12098 and encodes 3962 amino acids. The record is from RefSeq and is a predicted model, not a curated record. The transcript has 85 exons. NCBI's taxonomy places the organism in Eukaryota, Metazoa, Arthropoda, Insecta, Lepidoptera, Noctuidae.
UGAAGUUCACAGAUAGAAAAACUGAAGUGCGGUGUUUAUUUUGCUUUUUUCCUAUUUUAUUAUAACUUCUCAGUUAUUGUAGUAAAUUUUUUGUAAAAGUAUAGAUAAAAGUAAUGCUCUUAUAAUCUCUUCUUUUAGAAACUUUUUCGCAUUUAAUAGAAAAAACAUCUCAUGAUGAAGAAUACGGGACAAUAGUGUCAGUGUGAAAGAUGUUUAAAAUAGAGUCAUAUGUAACACCUAUCCUGCUGAGCUAUGUGGACAAAUAUGUGCGGGACUUCAAACCAGCUGAUGCACAGGUAUCAUUAUGGGGUGGGGGCGUUGCGCUCCACAAUCUGGUGCUCAAGGCGGAUGUGCUGCAGCAGGAAGUGGCGUUGCCCUUCACCCUCGUCUCUGGCCGCAUCCAUGAGCUCCUCAUACAAGUACCAUGGACCAAGAUCAUGUCGGAACCGAUUGUCGUCACCAUCGAUACUAUAGAAUGUGUGUUGAGUCUGAACCCGCCUGUCUCGCCCGAUGGCACGCCGCCUCCAGCGUCGCCGAGCCGCAAGACUCAAGUAGUGGAGGCUCCGCCGGGCUACAUGCAGGCUUUGGUCCGGCGCAUCGUGAGCAACAUAGCGCUGCGCGUGCACCACCUUAUCGUCAAAUACGUGCAGGAUGAUAUAGUUCUAUCUCUCAACGUCAAACAUCUUGGCGUCGACAGCGCCGGCCCCAAUUGGGAACCCGCUUUUGCAGAUAUUGAUCAGGCUCAACCAGUGAUAAGAAGGCUAGUGCACCUAGACGAUCUCACUCUGUGUCUGGACAAAUCCGACAGAGAUGGCAAGAUACGGUUUUUUCACGAACCUUUAUUGUAUAGAUGUCAGCUAGAUCUCAGAGUGUUAACCCGCCUAGUGUCCGCGAAUACACGUCGUGCUACUAGUUUGGACGUGCAGAUGCGGUCCACUAAGCUAGCUUGGAGCGUCACCAACGAACAGCUGGCGCUCUUGUUCCGGCUCAUCAGGGAGCGACCGAUCACCACCGUCACACCGCCACCGCCGAAGCAGUCCGUCGCACAACCGCCGCUCCAUUCGACGUCGUCGAACUCAGCGGAGCCGACUCGGCAGGAGAGCUGGUCGGAGUGGGCGUGGUCGUGGCUCCCCACGUGGGUGGACCGCGACGUGGGCAUAGAAGAAGCACCACUGCCACCCACCUCGCUGCCUAUAUACUUCAGCGCUUAUCUUGAUGACGUCUCCCUGGUGUUCAAGGUGAUGGAGACGGAAGCGGGCAGUCGCAAGCGUUCGCGCGCAGUUCUAGAGGUAUCGGCAAACUUUGCAGCGCUGAAGUCUUCGAUCUGCCACCCGACCCACUUGAGGAUACGCUGCGGCGCAAGAGAAAUCAUGAUGCAGUCCCACGGAAAAUGUGUCUGCGGAUACAUUAAUUUUAACACUUUAAAUUCAGAACCGACAGUUUUCCUGAAGAAGAUAAAGACGGCAUCACAGUCGGAGACGGCGUGGACGUGGCCGGACGGGGUGCUCAAUGGCAAAGUGAAGGUCGCUGAGGUCAUUGACGAAAACGUCCCCGCCACUGCUGGGGAACCUGAAGGCAGCACUGUCUCCCCCGCACAAUCCUUACAAGACUUGAAACCUACGUCGGUUGAGCCGAACCUGGACAAACAAGACCAAGACGAUAUCGACGAGCUCUGGAACAAGAUGGCGCCAAUCGUGUUUGUGGAGUAUCUGCAUGAACGGUCACCCCCCAACCAACUGACCAACCCGUAUGAUAACCCGCCUAAAGAUUUUGAGUAUAGUGAUUGGGGCGAAGAAUGCAGCAUGACGAUAGCGGUAGAACCAUUGGAGCUAAGAUUGUGCAUGGGGCUCAUACAUCGGUUGCAAGCGCUGAAGAACAUAUUAAAGGAACACGUAGCUACAGAGCCAGAUAUGCCAAGGCGAGUGCUAACAGUGGAAGAGAAGGAAGCUCUGACGGAGAACUUGCCUCAGCGUCGUAUAAAACUGGAGGUGAAUGGCGCACUGGUGCGUUUGAUACCGUGGAACCACAUCCUGGGCGACCGCCAGCCCACGCCUGAACCUAUCGCAUUGGAGGUCGAGUUACCCUAUGCUAGUGCCGUCAUCAUGGCUCCCUUGUAUCCACAUAGGGUGUGUUCAGCAGCCAGUCAGAUGCCGAAAGACUCGGGAUCUCUAUGGCAAGGCGCGAGACGGCACACCACCGUCACUCUCAACUCCAUACAGAUCAGAGUGGCAAAUGCCGAAAGCACUGAGAAUCGGCCCUGUGCACGCGCAGACAUCAAGCUAGUCACACAUCAACUACUCUACAAAUCCUUUUUCCAGGAUAGAGACUCCAUUGAGUUCGCUUAUCAUUUGAAAAUUAAGGAAAUGAGCAUAUGCGGAUCUCUCCCGCGGCUGCAGGCAGCAUAUCAUGUUCCUAUGUCAUUGUUCAUAGAAAAACGGUCCAUCGCACUAAAACAUACUACACUACCUAGAGACGCACUCAGUGACCAAGACGCAGUGGCUAUCGACCUGGCGCUGGAGGACUGCACGUUGCGGGGCUACAUGACGGACAACGUCAACAUGCAUGUCGUCACGGUGCACUCCGCCAAAGCCACCGCCCUACAUGAACCCAAGGCUGGCGUUAUGAAACAAGCGUGGCUCUUCUCCGCUCCCGAUGCGCCCACCACAACUCCCUACCUUCGUGCUGCGAUCCAAUGGUGCACCGUCCAGGUGGAUAACUCGUUCGAUUACCUGGGCAUCUGGACGGAGCCCGUAGCCUUCUCCGUGGACCCACUGCUCAUAGCCUGGCUCGCCUACAAGCCCAUUGUCAAGUCUGAGGCGUCUCUGCCGGCCGCUGUGAAGAGCUUGUCACAAACGCAACAGAUAUCGUUUCGACGCCGCAGCACACCACCGUCAUCGAGUGGCCGCGGCGGCAGCAGAGCGGGGUCGGGACAAGGGGCGGAACUGAUUCAUUUCCGCUCGCGCAGUUACGGGUCGAGUAGCGAGCCGAGCGAGAAGAAAGACAAAAUUCCUGCACCCAAGAUCGUACCGCAGUUCACAAGCCAGGAACAUGAGGCGAUUGCGUCAGGUGAGAAAGUGUCCGAGCUGUACCGACGGCUUCGGGGAAUGCUCCUCAACGUGGAGCUGGGUCUGGCGCUAGUGUACGUUACCAUGAGCACUGCGUCCGCCGUAGAUUGCCACACCCUCAGAGACGCCAUGGAACGACACGCCUCAGCCGCACACAGAGUAUUGGCUAUAUGUCUCGGCCGCCUGUCGAUGCACUCCAGCACUCUUAACAAUCAGCUGUGGCAGAGCCUACGACACGAUGGACCUACCUUCAUAUCAGACAAGCCAAAAGAUGAUUCGUUUCCAUGGAAGAUAAGUCUCGCGGACGUGUCCUGCUACACACUAGAACUGCCUCGCUUAUCAACGGCUACUGAUGUCAUGGGGCAGGAGAAGGCGGGGAUCUCAGCAGGCCUGAAGUCCAAGCUGAAAAUAUCUGGAAGUCCCAAGGCUAAUCGGAAGACGGUGCUGGAGCUGGUCACCACCACCAUCACAAUAUCCGUCGUUACUAAGGCACUGCAGUACAAGACUAUCUCCAGGAAUGAUCUGAAGAAGGCUCAUACUAUUUCAGAAGAAGAUCGGAAAACGAAGUACUUUACAACCGGAAUGGAGUUCAAGCCGACAACUUUGAAGGAAUUCGUUCGUGGUCCAUCCAGCAGACUACAGAAACCCGCCGACACGACGUCACAGACAGAGCUACCUCCGGAGGUGAUCACCAUCACGGAUGGACCGCUGAUCUCCUUGGGAGUACAUCUGCACGCUGACACUCCGCCCAUCAUCAUCCGGCUGGAACAGGGUCAGAUUCAAACGAUGGCCGCGGCAAUCCACUGUUUGGCUCACAUCAACACGUUACUGAAGCGGCCACCGAUCUUGAUCCCUAACACAAGCAGCUUCACUUCAAUCGGCAGCUCACACAGAUCAUUGAUACGGUCUGUGUCAGAGAUAAACGAGUUAGCGACCCCGUCAGAAGAAGAUACGAGUGAAAAAUCAGUACUGGUGCCGAUAUUCGAAAGGACAUUACAAAAAAAGCGACCGUUGAAGACAUUCCUUUGGUUCCAAUGGGUGGUGAGCCGCGCGACGUUAGUGCUAGCCUCUGACACUGUGAAGUUGGCGCUGGACAUCGAUGACAUCAUCAGCACGAUCGAUAUACAAACCGAGUACAACCAACUCAAGAUCAAGGUGGCAUCAGCCUCCAUUAAACAUUAUAAACGAAAUGAAAGAGACGAAUGGGUUUGUGGCGUCAUCGGCGGGAGGGUGCUGGAGGCUAGGGAGCCUUCGAAAGCAGAAGAGGAUGUUCAUUUCCUGUCUGUCACCAUCACACAAGCACAGGUUUCUGACCUGCCCGCAAGUUGGAAAGAAGAGCUGAAUUCCAAGUUGUUGGAGUCUUCCACGGCCCUGGGCACGACGUGGGAGGUGUUCGCCACUCUGGCCCCGUUAGAGGCAUUAGUACAGCCGAGUGUUAUAGACAACAGCAUUACUUUGAUCAGCGAGCUGGCACCAAUAGCAUUUUGUCCCUUAAGGGCGGAGACUGAGAGCAGACUGUCGGAUUGGCAAUGGCCGUACAUCUAUCUGAUUGCCGGCGGCAUUAGACUUGUCGUUGCCGGCGAGGAUGUGGGCAAAGAGAAACCCUUUGAUGACACCAUCAUUAUUUAUAUCGGUGCGAUAAAUAUUACUCCGCAUCCAGACAAUCCCAUCUGCCGGCGAAUGGUUAACGCGGCCCCCGAUGGUGGCUGGCUAGCAGGCAGUGGUGGGUUCGAGGGCCGGCAGUACGAAGUUAUCAUCAAAGAAGUCUCCAUACAAUCUACAAAGUUCAGAGCUAUAAUGCUCGCCGAGACGGUCUUAGACAACACAAAAGGCAUAACUAAUGAGAACCCUGCGCUAAAAUGGAGCCUACGUACGAAGAUACCACAAAUCGUUCCCAUAUUACACUCUGUCGAGCUUAGCUGUGUGCUAGCUCCGGCUAUGUACAUCGGCGGCAUGUUGGCCUGCGGUCCAGCUGUCGAGCUGAAUCUGGUGUCGGACUGCAGUAUAGAGAUCAGUGUGGAUCAGGUCGUUCUCUUCAAAAACCUACACCAAGAAUUCGUCUAUGACAUCGCCUUGGAACAGGAAAGGAGUUGGAUGGGCGGCCUUUUCGGUCGUACCCGGAAGUCAGUGGACAAGGAGAGCAUCUGCCCGUACGCGAACAUCAUAUCCAGCCAGCUCAACUUCGCACCUAUGGUCCUCGACGAACCUGUUAUCCUAGAGAACAUCCUAACGAUUAAACCGUCCACUGAAACCUGUCACACGACUUACGACUCUGGCGUGGAGACCACAGCCUCCUCCUCUAAGACCAAGAUGACUGAAGAGGAGCACGUCAAAAAGUCCGUCUCCGUUGCCUUUGUAGAAACGGAGGAUGCGGCGAAUUUUCUGGAAGUGUUCGUGACGAUGGGCGUCGUGGACCUCUCGCUGUACGUGGCAGAUGACGGCAGCCCCGAGGUGAUAGAUCUCAAACCACCCUCCGUUAAAAUGGUGGUGCCCGAAACACCGACCCCAAAACAGGAGGUUGAAAAAGAAGAUGAUGAAAAGAAUCUCGUGUCACCAGUGCACAGUCGCAGUAUCACCGAGAUGAUGCGAGACGUGGACAUCGGAGCGACGAUGCUUCACACGCAGCAUGAGAAGACUCAAGCGCGAGAGUACGAGGGCAAUGUGCCGCUCAUCCAAGCCACGCUGUUCCAGCCGAACGUUUACUACUGGAAGAGGAAAACGCAGAAGACUUUACAGCUAUCGUUGUUCAACGCGGGCGUAGCACUGGGUAUGACAGACGUGCAAGGACAUUGGAACUCCGUGUUGCUGUCCACUGCGAAGGGCGUGGUUGACCCGGUGACUGAAAUCCCCCCCGCACUCGCCACCUUCAAGGUCGUGGCUCCUAUAGGCAGCAUGUCGGGUGGGUCCGGUGCGAGUACGCGAGGUUCCAUCCGCUUGGACAUCGAGCGGCCCGUGCAGCUCGAAGUGAGCACCGACAACCUCAGGAGGUUGCGAGAUAUAGUGUCGCUUGUGGCUUCGAAUCUAAACACCCGGUCUCCGCUACCACAACCUUUACCACAUCCUGACAUACCAUUACUAUACGAAGUUAAAAAGAAAUUUUUAUCGGCUGGCAUGGAGAGUGUAACGAUCCAGACGAGCCAGAUCUCAGCGUGUGGAUUUGAGGGGAUAGUGGGCUGGGACAGCUUCUCCCUGCAGAUCUCAGCCAGUACUCGUCCCGAGAGAAUGAACGCGCGCGGACUCGUCACCGCUCUGCUGGUGGCGGCCGGCCCGCCUGCGGACCGGCGACAUGUCAUCCUGCAACCUCUGAUGUUGGGUUUGGAACUAGAAGCUUGUUGGGAAGCAUGGCGUCGUGCAGAAGGUUGCCAUUCUAUGCGGGAACCAACCGUGAGGAUUAGUGUGGAGCUCGAUGACGUCACUGUGGAUCUCCGACCUUCCGAAAUGGCCACUGUUCAACGGCUGGAAAGAUCUUACAGAGAGCUGGCUAAUAUUCAAGAGGUGCCAGCUAACGUGAGCUUGAGCAUGUAUCCUUCAGCAGAGUCGGCGACGCAUCGCGGUGUGUUCGUAACUUCUCAGUCUUCCAUGCACUCGGCUCCGGAGACUGAACCCUGUGACCAUUUCUACAAAGAUGAUCUUAGGAGCGGAGCCUUUAAGAUCUUGAGCGGUGGUCAGCUGCCGAUGGCGUACCAAGUGAUGCUGUACGGCAGUGCGGUGUCGUGGCGCUACCCGCACCCCAGGGCUAUCAUCAGGCUCGUCGCCUUCCCGUUACCAGGACAGGAGACAGAAACAAAUUGUGUGCUGGAACUGUACAACGGUAUGUUGGCAAAGUGGGAGUCGCACACGUACUUCAAGAUACCCGUUGGGGAACCGAGGGAGCUCAAUCUGCCAGUCAGUCCACCCGAAGCGGUGUUCGCAAUAAUGUGGCGGUUCCGCGUAUGUGAAAACGUCGAGUCGCCCCCUGCGCCUUACGAGUUUGUGUCGAAACGGUUCCUACCACGCAGUGAUCCCGUGGUAAUUGACGAGCAGCCAGAGUACACGGAUGGAAAAUCAGUAGCUGGUGUGUCGGCGGAACAACUGUCGGGAGUGUUGCGCGUCGACUCAUACUUUGCGCCUCGACUCAUCCCUCGGACGAAAGCCAUGAUGCGUGUCGCCAGUAUUAACUUACAUGUGCAUAACUCACUGCCCUGUUUAACUAGUGGAGGGACGCCCCUGGAAGGCUACUACGUCUCGAAGCCUCUGAUGCGUUCUCACCGAGUGCUGAGUGUGACCGCGCGGUCCACGGCGCUCCAUGCAUUGUACGGCUCGCCCGCCGGGACGCUCGCCAUGGUCGACACUAAACUAUCCUCCGACAUAAUAGACUGUUCGACGGGAACGAUGGAGGAGAUGGUGGAACAGUUCCGCCUACAAGGUGGCUUAUCAAGCAAACAAGAUUCACUACUGACUGCCCGCUACCGCGCCCUGACUACUGGCAUUCACGUAGCGCUGCAAAUACCAAGGCUCAAGACCCUGCAGUCUCUCUGUCAAGAUUGGAAGGUGGCGUAUGACGAGUAUUUGACCAAUUCGAUUGCGGCAUCUGUGAGCGAGGAUGAUGAGGAAAUGUCAGAAGAGAUUGAGCAGGAUGACUCGUUGGCGGCUGACGAGGCGGCCGUGACAUUAGAAGGCAGAGUGUCGCUUUGGAUACACAAUAGUUGCGUGUCCGCCAUGAGGGUAGGACAAGAGGACACCGAAGAAGUUGUACCACUCGGCCCGGGUGCCAAACUGGCCUAUAGAUGGCGUAGUCCAACGGCUCCCAAGAGGCUUCGGCUCGCACUGGCUGGUCCUUCAGCAGAUUGGCACUGGUCUUCUAGUAUACCUUUCUUGGCGGGCACCCACCGACUAAGGAUCGAUACUCCGGACCAAACGAACAGCAAGCAAAUUUCUACGACAAGCGCCUUCGUCCAUGUGAAGGUUGAGGAGACAGGAGCCGCUAGGAACAUGCACCUCUCCGGGAGAUUGGUGCUCGCCAAUAUGCUCCGAGCUACACUACUGUAUAAGGUCCGUGCUCACUGCAAUGAAGCUUCCCAGUGGCAGACGGUGUGCUCGGGUGAGAUGGCAUCGGAGACUGUCGGCCGCAGCGUCGUCUGCAGUACCGACUGCGAGAUGGUGCUCAAAAUAAAGCUCAUGUCACACAACACCUGCUGGUCAGGCGACAUACCGCUCAAGGAGUGCCCUAAAGAAAACGUGCCGUGGUUGGUCAAAGUACCAACCGAUGGAGAAACCCAGUUUGUGUCAGUAUGGUGUCGCGUGGUGCGCGGGCGCAGCGAUGGGCGUAUCCUUGCUACUAUAUGGCCUCUAUACGUGUUACAUUCACACUUACCGCUUGAUACAGAAGUAUUAAUAGUAACAGACCCGUGUGUAUCCACGACAAAGGAUGGAAAAUCGGAGCAGACACAGCUUCCGCCGAUGUUGCAGCUGUCACCGGGCCGCGGGUCCAGCACUCACUUGCAGGCGCCAGGCACUACUGCCACCAGGCAUAGCUUGUCCUUCCAGUAUAAGAACAUCGAGUGCCCGGUGACGAGAGAAGCGGUGCCCUUACACUACGGUGUGACCGACACCUCCGUGUUUGACAAACGAUCACCUGUACUCAACAUUGAUGACGUCAUCAAGGACGUCCUGCGAUGGUUGAAACGUUCGGCCCGUAAUGCGUCGUCCGAAUGGCCAUACUCUGUCGUCGCUAGACACUGGUACGGAGAAUGGGUAGCUGCAUUCAUACAACCACGAUGUGAUGUCACUGUGCGCUACACCGCCGUGCGCGCUGGCGGGGGCUGCAGCCUGGAGGUCCAGCUGUGUCCAGUAGCGUUGAUGUGCAACGCCACGCCCAUAGCGCUCACGCUGCGCGCGUACGACGCCGCGCCGCUCUGCAAGCUCGAGCCCGGCACUGCUAUCUCACCACCCACUAAUAUCAUCAAGAAACCGUUCUUCAUGUCAGUGGAGAUGGGCCGCGAGACGUUCGUGAGCAGCCAGCUCCAAGUGUCAGUGGAGGACCCUGGCCGGUACGGCACCCCGCCGCCCGGCCACGUGGCUCUCGACCACGCCACCAACUUCGCCAUACUCUGCAACCAGAAGGUGGCACUGCUGACGUUGUACUACGAGAUCAAGAAGGAGAUCAACGUGCUCGGCGUGUCCACCUCGUACGUACUCAUUAACAGGCUCGACACGGAACUCAUGGUAUCAGCAGUAGCAGUUCCAAACGACAUGGACGACUCCACUGCCCUACGCCCCAAGUCAUUCAAAGUGGUCGCGCCUGUCAAGGAGGGAAGUGUCUACGGUACUCCACUGACUCGCUUCUGGUUGCGCGGGCGCUGGCGCGGCGGGCACCCGUCGGAGCUGCGCACGUACCUGUGCCUGUCUCUCUCGUCCGGCACCAACCCGAUGCAGGCGCCCGUGCCCAUCCGGCUCGGAGUGCCACCGCUACGACGGGCCGUAGCCCUCAUUGACUCCUCUAUGCAGUCGGUGCCAAUAGUGGUGACUCAGAUAAAGAACGACAACCGUUGGCUGGUGGUGGUGGCGCCGGACCCGUGUCCUCAGUUCAUCGUGCACAACCACACCCACCACACCUUAGCCGUCGCCCAACCAGUGCUCUUCCCCGAUGAACCGUCUACUUCAAAUACUGUGGCUGUAACAGAGUGCGCAGGAGCACCAUGGUGGUGUACAGUACCACCGAACGCGGCGGUCCACUAUUCGACUCCUGCGCAUUGCGCCCGCUAUCCGCCCGAAGGCAUGCCAGCGACAUCUGUUGCCUCGUGUUACCUCACAUUUGCCAAAGGAAAAGAAGAGGUAGAACUUGAGUGGAGUUCCCCGGUAGUGGCCGCGGACGGGGAGCACCUCCUGCAAUACUACGGCGGCAUCACCAUAAAACUGCGCGUGCGCACCCAUCCACACUCCACGCUGCUCGAACUACAGGAUGUUGGCCAAAACGACAUAUCAGCAAGUGACAUCAGACGCCGUUUGCUCGGAGUGAUAGAGAACGAAGAUGCAGCAAAUCGAAAGGAAGCGGCCGCAAUAAAUGCACCUAGCUUGGAGAGAGUGGAUGCUGUUUGUCGGGUGAUCCCUCCAGAGGAGGUUGGUGUAGGCGAGUCAAUUGACGAAGGCCGGGUAACGGACCAUCUCCAAACCCCUUCUAUUGGGAAACGCGAAGAUAUGGAAGAUAAGUCCAGUAAAAAGACGUCUAUAAGCCAGGAUGCUGCGUACUCGUCUGCGUCGGUAGAAAACGUACAAAGCCGCAUCAUCCAAAACUCGAGUUUCAUGUACGCAUCGGACACAAGGUUCCAGAAAGAAGAUUUUGAGCCCGAGAUCCAGAUGGAUGAAACCGCAGGGAAUACGGAGCGGUUCCGCUGCGUUAUCGCAGGGGUCUCGGUGGAACUGUCGGCCGCGUCCGAUGUGAUGCCGCUACUCGCUGUGCAUCUCGACCGCACCGCGCUACUCAUGCAGUCUGAUAGCAAGAAAACAAAUACAGUCCUAUCAAUAGCGGACGCGCAGAUCGAUAACCUACAAUACGAGACGGGGCAAUAUGACUUCGCAGUGAUAGCGAGCACUCGGUCGGAGCCCCUGGAGCCCGACCGGUGGCCCCCGCUGUGGAACAUGUUCGCUGAACGAGAAACCUUCGCCACCAGGUCUGACACUGCAAGACUCGAACUCCGACUGCAGCACGACAAGUGGGAAGUUGUCAAUAAUCAAUACAGAGAACUAACAGAGGUGGACUUAAGAGUGGGUACUCUGGCUCUGUAUGUGGAGGAUGCGUACGUGAAGGCUUUAGUGGACAUGUCCCGUCUCCUGCUGCCGCCAACCAGCGCUAAUGACAACGGCUCGUUGAACGAGGAGAGGUCCAUACAGAAACCACUGCGACUCAGGGUGUUGCAUGUCCAUCCGCUCGAUCUCACAUUGACGCUUCAUACUGCUGUGCGAAUGUACAUAGCCCUAGACCAAAGUCCGCUGCGCCUGAGUGCUUUCAAACUGCACGAUAUGAUGACGUCAGCGGAACGUCUCACGCACGCGCUCACCGUGCAUUACCUGUCUGCCGCCAUAUUGGGAGCGGGUUGGGUAGUCGGUGGUCUGGAACUGUUGGGUGCGCCCGGAGCUCUGGCGGCUCGUUUAGGGGGUGCCACUGGUGGUGUGAGGGGUGUAGCCUCCGCUGCGGCGGCGGCACUACUUCGUUCCCUGAGCGCGUGGGCAGGGUCUCUGGCGAGGAACUUGGACCUGUUGGCUGGUGAUGAAGAGCAUGCGAGGCGAGCCGCAGCGGCGAGGAGAAGACCACCGCCCAGCUUCGUGGCAGGACUCGUUGCUGGCAUCACCAACUUCGCUAUUAAUAUACUCGGAGCGGUGGGUGGUCUAGCGCAUCACCCCCUAGUGGGGGUGGCAGUGGGUGAGACAGACAGUGGGGCGGCGGCACUACGGCGCGGUAUCCUCGGAGCACUGACUAAGCCGCUCAGCGCUACUGCUGACCUUGUAGCUUACGCGGGCUCCGGCCUGCUGCGACAGACUGGGUGGGAUCCCAUACCUGAGCCUCGCCGCAUAUCGUCCUCGAUGCAGCCGCGCACGCAGGCUGGCUGGCACAGAGACUGCGUGCGUUGGGCGUUCCGCAUGUGUGAGCUGAACACGUUGAAUGGGUUCGAGGUGCUGCUCGAUAACGCGCCCCUACAACUACUGCUCACACACAAGUUCCUGAUCGUGGCUGAUCCUGAGACGGAGCGAAUCGUAGAGAUGAUCGACUUGAGGUUCUGCACCCUGAGCCCGUACCAAGGACAAAUCAUUGAGCUAUGCGUGAUGCAGAGGAGACAGUCUAAGAUGCUGGACCGAAUACCCGACGAAGAUGAAGAGUUCCAGAUCAGCGCAGCGGCAAUGGCUCGCGUGGCGCGCUACACUGGGGCUGAAGGCACAUCAAUAGGAGAGGCUCGAGUCCUCUCACUCCUACCUCCGCCCGGCAGAUCGCACGCCCUCCACGCAGUCUUGGUCGUAGCUCUACACCAUAAUUCUGACUCGCACUUCCCCAUGCUAUGACCCCAGCGAGCCCGGCGACCCCAACCUCACAGGUCUAAGAGAAACAAGGCUUGGGACUCAGAGGUACGUGCCAAACUCCGUCAGACAUACAGGUACUAAUAGAAAAGGCCUAAAUUUUUUAUGUAUAAACUAAUAAACGGCCUAAUUUUGCGCAUUGUACGGUUUCCACUCACCUCUGAAUCCGAAGUAAUCAAGUAUUGUAAUUGUUAGCUAUUAUUAUUAUUUAUUUUAAGUUUAGUAAUGUUAAUGACAGCUUUUUAGUUUCGUAUACAUAGUGCAUAUCGAUACAAAACAGAUGUUAAAUAAUUUAUAUAUACAUACAUAUUACAUAUAUACCUACUGUAAAAAGAGUCUCAGCUGUUAAACAUGACAAUAAUACUAUUCAUAGACCAUUCAUUGUAUAUGCUACUCAGAAUACAUGAUGAAUUACGAAAAUGUGGCGUAAUACUUCAACUAACAAGGUUAAUACUAAUUUACACAUAUAGGUUUUACUAAUUUGCCCUGUACUCCUAGUCUGAGUUUCCUUUACGUUUAAAGUAAUUAAAACGAGAGCGCGUUCGGCGCUCUGAUUGGUUGGUUUAUCCGAGCCGGCCAACCAGAGCACCGAACGUGCUCUCGUUUCGAUUGCUUUAGCACGUUAACUGCCACGUAGAUCACCGGUAUAGGCGUCUUUUGAAGGUUCCCCCCGUCAACAAAAAAAAGGUCACCGGUGCCCGGAGUUAGCGAAGGAUUUGCCUCCAACAGUUUCCUGAUGGCAGUCAAAGGCUUAAACGUAAAGCAAACUCAUAAUAAGGGUACUGAUGUACUGAAACUCACAUGUUAUAAGAAAUACUUGUAACAGUGUGCCAUGACAUUCCAUUAAUAAUAAAUAGGUUAACCCCACAAUAACGAAAUAACACAUUUAAGUCUUCCACGGUACUCUUUCUAUAUUAUAAUAUACUUAUAUAUGCAGUAACUCAGUCUUCCGGCCCUUGUGACGUCAGCGACACAUACACGUAUUAGCAAUAUUAAUUAUAUAACUAUAAUAGAAGCAACACACACAUAUACACAUUUAAAAUAGAUUUUCUUUACAUUAUAAUGUACAUUUUAAAAGUUUUCAUUAUAUUCAGCAUAAAAUUAGCUUCCCAUUAAUGGAAUAUAGAUAUAUCCAGCUAGGUUUUAUUCAUCUAUGCUAUUGAUAUAUCUAAACUGUUAUAAAAUGUCCAUAAUUCAUACAUACAUAUAAAUAAAAAUAUAUAUUUUAAAAUUAUGAUAGAUGUAAGUUUCAAUGAGAAGGUUUUUAGCUAAAAUCUUAACCAGAUAUAAUAUUAUACACUUAUAUAUUUAUUAUAUUGCACAUAGUAGCUUAGGUGCAUACACCGCAUUAGAUGGCAGCAAUCGACUUGACAUUUAAUUGUAACUGUAACGUACAAACACUUUUGCUAUUAGUCUUAAAAAGAGAAGACACGCUAAUAUUGAUCCGUAAUUGAGCCACGACUGCGCAGAACAUUUGAGUUCAUAGUCAGUCCGAUAUUGCGUGAUGUCACCGCAUAUUGCUAGAUGGUAGCUACAUAUAUCACUACAUAUUAUACAUACAUUGAAAACCAAAACUAAAUUAUCUUACGAAUACUGCUAAACUUGUAAGAUCCUUUAAUAAUUGUAGUCUGUAAUAGAUAGAAGUAUUUACAAUACAUAUUUAAUACUAAUGUAUAAUUAUUAUUAUCAAUCAUUCCAGAAGCAAUACAAAUAAGAACAAUAAUAGAAAUAAUAUAGACUGUAAUUAAAGGAAGUAUAUAUUAUUCUUAAAUAAAUUACAAUUAUUUUAAAGGUUUUACUAAACAGUUGAAAUUUUGUCUUUUCAUAGAUAAAUUUUGAUAUUCUGAUAUAAAGUUACUACUACACAUAAAGAUGGAUUUACACGCGUAGUUUUUGCAUAACAAUACAUACAUGAAUAUCGAAAGAAUUAAUUAAAUCAUAGCACUCAUAUUCAUUAUAUGUAUCCGAUAAAAUACUGGAAUUUUCCAAGCAGUAAUAAUUGUUGUAACACGAUAACAAAUCAUAGCAUUCUACUUGCCUCCAUACUUUAAAAACUUUGGUAGAAAUAUCACAUGUAUCCUUACAAUUAAACAAAACUAUAUUAUAUAUCACACUAUAUCGCCUCGUCUCUCUCGAUUGUCUCUCUGACUUCUGAGUAGCUUCAGUGUUUAAUGUAUAUUUAGUUUCUUUAAAUUAUUAUCAGUUAAAAUUAGUAUAUAAUUUCUGCGUCCAUUUGAACGCUGAUUUAUCUAUGCUAGCUUUUAAAUUGUCCAAAAACUCACAUUAAGAAAAAAUAAUGACAAAUUGUAUUUAUUUAUUUAUAUAAUUCACUAAUUUUGUAUAGAAUAUCCUUAGCGUAUGAAUACGAUAUAUGAGCGUGCUAUUUAUGUAUUUAUAGCUUUGCGCUUGAUAACACUAAAUUAAUGGCGAGAUCAUUCACAUAUACUAUUUGUAUCAUACUACAUUGCACUAUUGUAAAUUUCCCUCUCUAGUGAAUCACUGUCUGAAGUGUAUGUUGAGUACUAUGUUUAAAUGUUCCAAGUAGAGGCCAAAUAUAUUAAGUAUUAUAGGUAUAAAUCUAUAGAUGUAACGAUUUAUUAAUUCUAUUUUAGACUUUAUACGUGUUUACCAAGUCACAAAAUUCUAUGUCACUGUAUAUUGGACUUCAGGUAUUUGUUAUAUGUUAGUAAAGGGUAUUAUUAUUUAAAUUAGAUGUAUUUUGCUAUUAUUGUCAUCGUAUAUUGUGGCGGGUAUUGCCGUUGUUGAGUUAUAUGUGUAUGAGAAACUGCAUUUAAUUACUGCCUAUACUAUAACCGCCGGGUAUUUUGCAUUGACAUUAGUAAGUAGUGAGACUUUGUCUGAUAAUAGUCCUUGUUGUUUUCGACACAUGGUAUAAAAUCGAUAUAUAUAUUUAUGAAAUGAAUGUACGAUUAAUUAUUAUGUUAUCGGCUUACUCACGUAACUGUUUCACGAGGAACUCGACUAGUUUCAAGCCAUGAUAGAGGCUCAUAUUCAUGGGCAGCAUUCCGCAACACAGGACGCGGCGAUUAUCGCGCUGCUACUGUAGCAUGGCUUGAAACUAGUCGAGUUCCUCGUUAAACAGUUACGUGAAUAAGCCGAUAACAUAAUAAUUAAUUUAGUAUGUCUCACGAAAGUUAUAAUAGAAUGUACGAUUAUUAUGUCCCAGGUGUAAAGAACGGAAUAUUUUACAAUUGAACACUACACGGGAAUUUCUAAAAAAGGGAAUUCUCGCAAUCGAAGUCGCGAGCCAACCGCUAGUCAUGUUACAAAGAAUGGAACUCGGUGGUGACUGUACAAGCGGUGUGUACCUACUCUAACAAUUCCAUAACGUUUGAAGACUGUUCACGAAUUAUUAUACCUUUAUACAGUAUGUUAACUCACAGAGGGUGUUACUUUAAACACGUUAAUCUAUAUCAUUAAUAGAUUAAAAUAAAAAUAUCAGCAUAGAAAAAUAAGCAACAAAUUGCAACGUUUCCUUCCUUCAACUACGCGUGCAUAGAUUGUUUCUUUUACGUAUCCAUUUAAAAUUUUUGGUGAAGAUUUUAAUAUAUAUAAAAAAAAAAAUGUUUUUGAUUGGUAAUAUUUUUUUUUGCAUAUAUAUGGAUGCUAUACUAUCGCGGGUUAACAGGAACGCCCUCUGUUAGUUAACAUACUGUGUAUACAGCACCCGGCGGUAAAUAUUGCACAUCCAUGUUUGGAUUAAGAUAAUUUUGUAUGAUACUAUGUUCUUUUAUUUAUUCAAUACUCUUUAUUCUUUCGAGGAAAGUACUCGAUUGAUUUCAGCUGAGAGCUCACAAGAAUGAGCUAUAUAAGCGGCGACUUGGCCGAUUGUCUCUUUCUGAAACUCGAUGUGCAAUAUUUAUCGCCAGGUAUUGUAAAUUAAUUUGUAGAUAAAUAUUAUAUUUAUUGUAUUGUGCACUUUAUAAGCACUUUUGGAAAUAUGAUUUGAAUAAGUAUUGUAUAAAUGUUGAUACCUGAGCUCCAAUGAUACGAAUGUGUUUGUUCUAAUAAAUCUAUACUGUAGUUGUAUGUGUAAUCAUAAAGUUGGAUGUAACGAUAAUGGCUACGGUUUAUUUGUCAAAUGUUCUAAGAGUGUCAAUAAUUUGAAAUAAAUUGGUUUAUUGAUGUA